AUGAUAUCUACUGAUGUUAAACUGCCAUAUUUUGAACCUGUUAUACUUAUCCAGAAAAAGUGGAACACCACUCAUUCAUCAAAACUUUCCAACUGUAUGAUGCUGAAUGUGAUAGAGAAUGAAAAGUUCCAACCAUCCCAAAGUGGGGAACAGGAAGGAUACGUAGGAAGAAUAAUAGAUAUAUUCUUCAACAAAGAAAUGCACUUUAAAUGUUUCUGUUGUUUUCUUUGUCAGAAAGAGCAAUCCGAGAUACAGAAUGGCAAGGACAAGAAGAAAAGGGACUAUCCAUGGGAAAUAUACACCUUGAAGGAGUUGCUCCGUGCAACAAACAAUUUUCAUCAAGAUAACAAGAUAGGAGAGGGUGGAUUUGGAAGUGUUUAUUGGGGUCGAACAAGUAAAGGCGUCGAGAUCGCAGUGAAGCGGUUGAAGACCAUGACUGCAAAGGCAGAGAUGGAAUUUGCAGUGGAAGUGGAAGUACUUGGAAGGGUGAGGCAUAAGAAUUUGUUGGGGUUGCGUGGAUUCUAUGCAGGAGGUGAUGAAAGGUUGAUUGUGUACGAUUACAUGCCUAAUCACAGUUUGCUCACCCAUUUGCAUGGUCAACUUGCCACCAAUUGUUGGCUAGAUUGGUCAAGAAGAAUGAGCAUAGCAAUUGGAGCAGCUGAAGGCUUAGCGUAUUUGCACCAUGAGGCCAAUCCUCACAUCAUUCAUAGAGACAUAAAGGCAAGCAAUGUUCUUUUGGACUCUGAGUUUCAUGCCAAGGUUGCUGAUUUUGGCUUUGCUAAGUUGAUACCAGAGGGUGUAAGCCAUCUCACAACAAGGGUUAAAGGCACCCUUGGAUAUUUGGCGCCUGAAUAUGCGAUGUGGGGGAAGGUUUCUGAGAGCUGCGAUGUUUAUAGUUUUGGGAUUUUGCUUUUGGAGAUCGUGAGUGGCAAGAAACCAAUUGAGAAGCUCGCUGGAGGCGUGAAAAGGGAUAUAGUUCAGUGGGUUACACCGUAUGUUCAAAAGGGUAACUUCACUCGUAUUUCUGAUUCAAAGUUAAACGGAAGAUUUGAUUUAGAGCAGUUGAAAUCUGUCAUCAUGAUAGCUAUGAGGUGUACAGAUAGUAGUCCAGAAAAAAGGCCUAACAUGGUAGAAGUGGUGGAGUGGCUCAAGGGUGGCAUAGGGAGGAGGAAAAAAGAUAUUCCAAAUUUAAGUUACAUGAUUGGAGAUGAUGAUAAAUAUGAACAAAACUAUGGAGAGAUUAAAAGAACAAAAUCCAAGUUGAAAAUACCAAGUGAUAAUGAUCAACUCAAAAUAAGGAAGUGA
Sphenostylis stenocarpa is the source of this 1305-nucleotide messenger RNA. Lineage: Eukaryota; Viridiplantae; Streptophyta; Magnoliopsida; Fabales; Fabaceae. The record is from the annotation of a GenBank genome assembly.